AUGUCCUCACUACAUGCAUCCUCAGAUAAGAAGAUUGAAACAGUAGGAGAUUACCAGAUUAAGAACCGUAUUGGACAAGGAUCCUUUGCAGUCGUAUACAAAGCGCAGCAUAAAGACACUCAUAAAACAGUCGCAAUCAAAUGUGUAAAGAGAUCCAAAUUGACAAAGAAACUACUGGAAAACCUGGAAUCAGAGAUAUCCAUUCUUACAGCGAUAAGACAUGACAAUAUUGUUGGUUUGAUUGAAUGUCAGAAAACCGAUGCCCACAUUUACUUGGUCAUGGAAUACUGCUCAAUGGGUGAUCUAUCGCAUUACAUUAAAGAAGUUCGCUCAAACAAAGCCAUGAAGGGCCCCGCAGGAGGUUUACCAGAAAGAGUUGUUCGCCACUUUCUAAAGCAAUUAGCAAAUGCAUUGCUCUUUUUGAGGUCACAAAAUCUCAUACAUAGAGAUAUCAAACCCCAAAAUCUGUUACUGACUCCUUCAGAUACCCCUAACGACGAUUUACCCGUAUUGAAAGUAGCUGAUUUUGGUUUUGCUCGGAUCUUGCCUAACGCUAGCUUGGCUGAUACCCUCUGCGGCUCACCACUGUACAUGGGACCAGAAAUCUUGUCCUAUAAAAAGUAUGACGCUAAAGCAGAUUUAUGGAGUGUGGGUGCUGUUCUAUACGAAAUGGUCACUGGACGACCUCCAUUUCGAGCUCAAAAUCACAUUGAAUUACUAAAGAAGAUCCAAGAAAACAAUGAUAAAAUUCAGUUCCCUGAUGAACGCCACAGUGAUAUCGUGAUAGGGAGUGAUUUGAAAGAUUUAGUCCGAAAGCUACUCAAGAAGAAUCCAGUGGAAAGAGCGUCAUUUGAGGAGUUCUUUAAUCAUCCCGCUAUUGUAUUGCAACAACCUCAGCAACAGCCUCAACUCAUCCACAGAAGAGCCAGCGUUCAAGUGCAAAGAUCAUCCUCGAAGUCCAUCCAAUCUCAAUCUGCUCCUCCACAACAUCAACGUCUCAAGACAGGCAGCUAUGAACCACCGCCAUUUGCCCAAAUCUCAAGCAGUAAACCAGAUCAGAGAAGAUGGUCGUCCAAUAAUGUGAGAACCAAGAGUCCUGACGCCAUUUCGCCGCUUUAUUCACCAAAUCGUCCUGCGAAAUCUGAAGGCAGAGAUCAACAACCGUGGACACCGUCGUCGCCGUCCCAACCUAGUGGCAGUUUGAUUCAUUCAGGCACCAGACGUCAAGGCAGCUCGAAGAAGGAAGAGGAGGACAUGUUGCAAGAAUACGUGGUGCUUGAUCUCCGUUCCAUUGAAACAAAUCAAUUUGCGGAUGAACUGAAAGCCACGCCUCCACGACCCACACCCUUGAAUGAACGAAGAUUGUCCAAAUCACCCAGCAGCGCUGCGACAUCGCACGCCGUGAAUAUACCUACCGCCACAGGCACGACAAGUGCUAAUAUAUCACCUUCGUCAUCUCCCUUCAUCAGAGAAAGAAAAUCGAGCACAGGUUCAUCCGCAGGAUCAGCACUUGCCAAAGCCAUCAGCAAGGCAUCUGUCAGAUUGUUUGGCACAAGUAUGCCCUCACCACCAAAGGAACCACAUCAUUUAGUGGGAUCACCUCAUGGAUUUAUGUCAUCAUCAUCACACGAUCAACAACAUCGUCAUCGUCAUCAGCCUACAAACCACACGAUAAAGCGCAUUGAAGGUAUGGCAUGUAUGGCACAUGCUGUGGCAAAGUAUGGUGACCAAAAAUACGAGCUAUUACAAAACAAUAACAAUGCAAGUGGCGAUAUGAAGACUUUAUCAGAUGAAACAUCAGCAUUGUUCCUCAAAGCAUUAGCGUUGAUAGAAGUUGGGUUAUCUGUUGCACAACAAUACUGGUGCUCAGAUCUGAUUGACAUUGAAGAUGAGGAAGAAAGGAAGAUUAUGGCAGGCAGAUUAUAUGAUGCGGUGCAGUGGAUGCGGGAAAAGUUCAACGAGAGUCUAGAGAGAGCUGAAUCAAUAGAAACUGAUAUGAACGCAUCGGUGAAUGUCAAUAAUUCUGCAUUUGUUGAUAAGCUAUUGUAUGACAGAGCUUUGGAAAUGAGUCGGGCUGCAGCGGUUCAUGAACUGGUUGGAGAGAAUAUCACUGAAUGUGAACAAGAUUAUCAAACGGCGAUAUGGAUGUUGGAAGCCAUCUACCAAGUCCGUCCCAGAGGGGAGAUGGCAAUCGACGAAAAUGAUCGACUCAUUAUCACUAAAUUCAUCAAUUCUAUUCGUCAUCGCAUAACUGUUCUGCGAAAAAAGAUGAUAUCGGAACGAGCGUAA
Messenger RNA from Mucor velutinosus, 2289 nucleotides. RefSeq names its product ribosomal protein S23. NCBI's taxonomy places the organism in Eukaryota, Fungi, Mucoromycota, Mucoromycetes, Mucorales, Mucoraceae. The transcript has 9 exons. Gene Ontology annotation, biological process: response to starvation; autophagosome assembly; peptidyl-serine phosphorylation. Gene Ontology annotation, cellular component: phagophore assembly site membrane; autophagosome; cytosol. The record is from RefSeq and is a predicted model, not a curated record. Gene Ontology annotation, molecular function: protein serine/threonine kinase activity; ATP binding. The coding region runs from base 1 to 2289 and encodes 762 amino acids.